AUGACUAGGUUAUUCAAUAGACCCGUGGAUAACAUUCAGAGCGACGGGUACCGGGAGCCAUUCACGAGCAUGCAUGCCGGCGUCAACGACGACGAUGCGUUUCCUGGGCUCUUCGAAUCUCAUCAACUGUAUCGUGUGGCGGGACCAUCACAAGAAAUUGGAGCAUUAGAAGCCCAUCUAGACAUCAUAUCGCAGACACCAGCAGUUCGUUCAACAUCUGGGCAACUUGAGGCCUUGAUCAAACUGUCUCCAGAAGCUAAACAAAAAUGGCUGCAAUACUUCAAUCAAAAACAAAUAUCAUAUACUAAGAUAGUCGAUAAUCUAGCAGAUAUUCUUCGCGAUGAAGAAGCAAAAAAUAUAAGAGCAAAGUAUGACUCGAAACAAAAUGGCAGCUCAAUCUGGAACGCAUACCAUGGACAUGAAGAGAUAAACAAUUACCUGGACGAUCUGGCCGAGCAAUAUCCAAACUUAUUCACAGUUGUAAACGCAGCCCUGACUUAUGAAGGUCGUCAGAUCAAAUACGUGAGGAUAUCUACAACACGAUUCGAAGAGCCCAGGAAACGCGUCGUCGUCGUUGACGCCGGCAUGCAUGCUCGUGAAUGGCUCCCGGUACUCGUCGCUCUGAAUGUUAUCCACCGGUUGGUGGUCGAUAUAGUAAACAACCCUCAGAUGGAGUUGUUGGACUGGGUGGUCAUCCCGUUAGUAAACCCCGAUGGCUACGAAUAUUCAAUUAGAGAGUUGUACCGUGUGGCGGGUCCAGCACAAGAAAUUGGAGCAUUAGAAGCCAAUCUAGACAUCAUAUCAGCAACUUCUGCUGCUCGUUCUGCUUCAGGACAACUUGAGGCCUUAGUCAGACUUGCUCAAGAAGAUAAACAAAAAUGGCUUCAAUAUUUCGACCAAAAGGAAAUGUCAUACACCAAGAUAGUCGACAAUCUUGCUGAUAUUCUUUGGGAUGAAGAAGCUAAAACUAAAAGGGCAAAGUAUGCCGCAAAACGGAGUGGUAAAUCGAUUAGUUGGGACACUUACUACAGAUACGAGGAGAUCAACGAUUACCUAGAUGAAUUAGGAGAGCAACACCCCAACCUGGUAACAGUUAUUAACCCAGGGUUGAGUUACGAAGGUCGUCAGAUCAAAUACGUAAGGAUCUCUACAACGCGAUUCGAGGACUUGAGGAAACCCGUCAUCAUUAUUGAUGCAGCCGUCCACGCUCGCGAAUGGAUUACUCCUCCCGUCGCCUUAUACAUUAUUAAUCAACUGGUGGUUGAUAUUGUGGAUAACGAUCUGACAGAAAGACUCGACUGGGUGAUUAUUCCACUAGCAAAUCCUGACGGCUACGAAUACUCAAUUACAGAGGACCGCAUGUGGCGAAAGACGCGCUCCAAAGCACACGAUGGUGCUGAAGAAUGUCUAGGUGUAGACGGCAAUCGCAACUUCGACCACUACUGGGGUACUAGUGAAGCCAGUGCAGACCCCUGCAGUCUUAUUUAUGAAGGACCAGCUCCCUUUUCCGAACCUGAAAUCCGCGUUAUUAGAGACGUGAUCAUGCAGAAUUUGAACCGAGCUGUAAUGUACAUUUCGUUGCACAGUUUUGGUAGUAUGUUCCUGUAUGCGUGGGGUAAUAAUGGUACUUUGCCGUCAAAUGGUCUAACCCUUCACGUGGCGGGUGUGCGAAUGGCAACAGCUAUUGAGGAAUUGGCUCUCGAAAAGGCUGACCCUUACAUCGUUGGCAAUGCAGCUAAUGUCCUAUACUAUUCCACUGGUACUUCCAGAGACUGGACUCGAGCAGUUGGCAUUCCUCUCACUUACACACUCGAGCUACCCGGAUACGAAUACGGGUUCCUACUCCCGCCGGAAUAUAUCGAACAAAUAGUUAAAGAAACUUGGUACGGAAUUGCUGCUGGCGCACACUACGUUUUAUCUCUAUACAACUAA
Parnassius apollo (apollo) is the source of this 1932-nucleotide messenger RNA. Lineage: Eukaryota; Metazoa; Arthropoda; Insecta; Lepidoptera; Papilionidae. The record is from the annotation of a GenBank genome assembly.